Theileria orientalis strain Shintoku is the source of this 1239-nucleotide messenger RNA. RefSeq lists its product as hypothetical. The record is from RefSeq and is a predicted model, not a curated record. The transcript has a single exon. NCBI's taxonomy places the organism in Eukaryota, Apicomplexa, Aconoidasida, Piroplasmida, Theileriidae. The coding region runs from base 1 to 1239 and encodes 412 amino acids.
AUGGGAACGGGUGAUUCAUUAAAUAACCUUGAGGCAAUAAGUGAUUCUGAAAGCGAAGAACGCUUAUCCAAAGCCACUUUGGAGUCACUAAGUGACACGGAUGGUGACUAUCCAGAAGCUAUUUCAGAUACAGAAAAGGAUUCCACUGAUAAUGAGAGUGAGAACGUAAGCUAUAGGUCAUACGAUAACACCUCCUCGCAUAUUCAGACCCUGUACCAGGACUCAGCCUCUUACACGACGAGUUCCACGAGCAACGACUAUUCACCGUUCAACGAAGUGGAGCAGUUUAACUUGGAUACAGGAAGGACUAAUGUAGGCAGCACUGAAGCCAACGAAUACUCGGAGACGUACGGAUCGAAGUAUCUGUCAGAGUACCUGCAAUACCACCCAGAUAAGUCAAGGCAGCUGUCAAUGCUCACGGACCACGCCUCAAGGAGGAGGAAGCUGGAGGAAAUAUUCCCAGAAAAUGAACUUAAAACGAAACUGGCAGCCCUGGAAACAACUCAGAUUUCAAUCGAGGGGUUUGCAAACGGAGUAAUACAGUACUCGUACCCACCAGGGCCGAUCCUGCAGCUUCUGUUGGACGUUUUCGUAUCGCUGCCAGUGAACGCGUCGAGCGUAAGGCUGGCCAUCUUCUACGUGUACAAUCACCUCAUUCAGACAUUUACAAACGAAAAAAUCUGGAAGUACUCAGUGUCGUUCCAAUACUCGGGACUGGACAGAUUCUGCAUACCAGCAAUCAUCCACACCAACAGAAUAAAGUGUAACAAUAUAAUUCACAUUUGUAACUGCAUUAACAUUUGGCGCCAGAGGGCAGUAUACACCAGGGAAGUUUGCGAUAAGCUGGAGCACAUCUCCACAAACACCUCAAUCAUAAAAAACGCCCCGUCAGUAAACCACAACUUCAACGUCAACGACGAACUGGGCUAUCUGAACGUACUGUACCAUAUUUUUAAAAUGCCCCUGGUAAACGAAGCAUACAACAAAGCAGUCUCGAACUGCAACGUAGAAAGACUUGUAAACUGUGAUCCCGAAAGGGAUGGAGAAUACAUGGACGAGUUAAUUGAGUUAAACAAGGAACAAGAGUUCAACGAGGCCGGAAGGCUGUCAGGCCAGGAACUGAUCAUAGUGAACAGCGCGUGCCUGGACCUGGGAGCCCUAAUCAAGGAAAACGACCACAACUUCGGAGUGCUAUCGCGAGAAAUAAGCAAACUGGAAGCCCUUUUGAACAGGAAGUGA